GCAGUGUUUUAAUCCAUUUACUUCACUGAAUAUUGUUUUUUGACACGUUUUACCAUGGUCAUUGUUACUUAUUACAUCCAUUAAUUUGCCUGUUUGGUUGGGUAACAUAUAAAUAUGGGUGACAAUUAUUUGGAAACCGCCACCCCAAUUCUGGAGGACGUGGUUCCUUCCAAAAAACUGAACCAAUAUUUGGCUGCUACGUCGGUUUCUCUGGGAGCCUUCUGCGCAGGCACAGUGCUAUCAUGGACCUCUCCUGCCCUCACCCACAUCGUUCUCCAACCGAUGAAUCAAACCAACACCACCAUCGCACCGUCGAACAUCUCUCAUACUUCACCAGGUUUCAAAAUCACAGAAAACGAGGGCGCCUUGGUAGGCUCAAUCCUCACUAUCGGAGCACUUGUUUCGGCCAUCCCAGUAGGCUACCUCGCGGAUAGAUUCGGAAGGAAAGUGACCAUCAUAGGCUUGGCAGUGUCCUUCCUGAUAAACUGGGUUAUCAUAUGUUUUUCCUCGAAUCUCAUCAUGGUGCUGGUGGCUAGGUUCUUUGCGGGUAUAGGCUUGGGUGGUAUAUGCGUGGUAGCACCAAUAUACAUCGGUGAAAUGGCAGAAGCAAGAAACCGGGGGACAUUCGGAUCUUUUUUCCAGUUGUUCCUGUCUUGUGGGAUUCUCUUCUGCUGCGUUGUGGGGUACUUCACUGACUGGGUGGGACUAGCUCUAGUCCUUGGGGUGACACCGAUUUUAUUCGGAGGGAGCUUCCUCUUCAUGCCCGAAACUCCUGUUUACCUGGUAGGCCAGAACAAGGUGAAGCAAGCCGAAACUAACCUCAAGAAACUCAGAGGCAGCAUGUUCAAUAUCAGAGAGGAGCUUAGAGAGAUCGAAAGACAACUGCUAGAAACGAAGCUGAAGAAAGCUAACCUCACAGAUGUCAUUACAAAUAAGGCCAACCUACGAGCUGUUAUCUCCAUUGUCGGGGUACUGGGUUUCCAGCAAAUGUGCGGCAUCAACGCUAUAGUUUUCUACACUGUCACUAUUUUUGAAGCUGCAGGUACUGACAUAUCACCAUUCCUAUCAGCAAUCAUAACUAACCUGGUGCAAGUUGUAGUAUCGUACUUUUCAGUUUUGGUGAUCGAGAAAGCUAACAGAAAAUUCUUUCUGAUGAUUUCCUCAGCGGGUAUGAUGCUCUGCAUGGUGUCGCUGGCCAUGUUCUUUCACCUUAAACUUCUUCAGGUGGACGUGAGCCAUUUGAGCUUCCUCCCACUUGCCAGUACGAUGCUUUUUAUGGUAUCCUUUUCCUUCGGGUAUGGUCCAGUCCCGUGGAUGCUGCUUGGAGAGUUGUUCGCCCCGGAGAUCAAAGGAAUCGCCAGUGGAAUUGGAGUACUGUCCAACUGGAUAUUCGCCUUCGUCGUGACAUUUUCUUUUCCACUGAUGAAUGCCAGCUUUGGGAACCACGUUACUUUCUAUACUUUGAGUGUUGUGAUGGCAUUAGCAACUGUUUUUGUUUAUUACGUCGUUCCGGAAACAAGGGGCAAGACUUUAGCUGAAAUACAACAGGAACUCAAUGGAUGACUCGUUCGUAAGGAUUUUUAGUGAAUCGUGCUUAGGACAAAUUGGAAACUGGAGAAGACAAAAUUUGGUGACUUUUCGAUUUGUGAUUGUUUGGAGAUAUCAAAUUCAAGCGCAACUCAGAAUUGUAACAUGAGGAAACUAUUCAAGGCUUCAACAAAAAAGCA
Messenger RNA from Leptinotarsa decemlineata (Colorado potato beetle), 1727 nucleotides. Its product is annotated as facilitated trehalose transporter Tret1. The record is from RefSeq and is a predicted model, not a curated record. Gene Ontology annotation, molecular function: sugar transmembrane transporter activity. Lineage: Eukaryota; Metazoa; Arthropoda; Insecta; Coleoptera; Chrysomelidae. Gene Ontology annotation, biological process: carbohydrate transport; transmembrane transport. Gene Ontology annotation, cellular component: membrane.